AUGAAUAUACCAACGAUCUCUUCCAAAACCUUUUCUAGAAUCCAAGAAAGUUUAGCUGAUUCUUGGGAAGAAACUGCGAUGGAGGAAAUGGCUAAGGCAGCUAAAGAAGAAAAACGCUUAGCUAUUCAAUGUGGAGAUGUUACUACAGAUGGUACAGAUUUAAUAACCGUCGUGUAUGACGGCGUUUGGGCUCAAAGGUUUCUUCGACUUCAAUUUUUUCAGGAGUGUCCGAUAAAAUGCGCGUACGGCCUGGUUUCUGUCCCUUACGAUUUGUUCUACGCGGGGAUGCUUUUGAAAAAGGCACAAUAUCCUGUGUUGAGGAUUAUGGAAGAUGAAAGAGUUGCAUUUCUGGAAGAAACGGGUGCUAAAUUAGAUAAACAAAGAAAAAUUAUUCGAAAUCUCGAAGAAGAAAAACACAAGAUCGAAGAGGAUAAUACGACUACCACCUGCAUGAAUCAGAAAAGAAGUGAUCAGAAGAUCAGAAAAAAUAUAAUCCGACUUUUGGAUGAAUUCGAGAAGUAUGACAUAUUGGCCAGAAUGAAGAGCGAUCAACUCAAAGAAUUGGAAUUUCAAAUUAGGAAGUGGAGUAUAGACUCUUCCGAUGAUGCUGACGUCCUCACCGUGAAGACUGCUAUAGAGCAAUCAAGUCACAAUUCUGUGGCUGUUGUUGGUGAGGAUGUAGACCUCGCUGUUCUUCUGAUAGCUCACACUUCUCCUGUUAGAGAUAUCUUACUGCUGAAACCCAGAUGA
Molecule: messenger RNA, 750 nt
Organism: Phaedon cochleariae (mustard beetle)
Lineage: Eukaryota; Metazoa; Arthropoda; Insecta; Coleoptera; Chrysomelidae
Source: the annotation of a GenBank genome assembly